Molecule: messenger RNA, 4286 nt
Organism: Seminavis robusta
Lineage: Eukaryota; Bacillariophyta; Bacillariophyceae; Naviculales; Naviculaceae
Source: the annotation of a GenBank genome assembly
AUUGGUUUGUGCACUGGAUGCUUGACUGUUGAAGAUGCAGCAAGUGAAGACCUGAAUUUGUUGGUUUCUGCAGUUUCUAUUAUUGCGUUUUGCCUAUGGCAACCCCCCAUGUCCAGUGAGAAUAUGAAGCGCCUGUUGUGUAUGUGUGUCUCCUUUUCUCCUUCAAUCCUGGACACUGGCAUCACCAGUAAUAGUCAUGACGGAGGAAACUGUGUGGUUUUGCCUCGAGCGGCUCGAGCGAACAGGAAAAAGACUGGCAGCAUGGAAGCUCCAUUCGAAUUCCAUCGUCGUCAGAGGAGAAUCACAAAAGAGCAAUGUCAAGUGGUGGCAGUGACCGGCGGCAACUAGAAUAUAAUAGGAGGCAGUAACACCACCAACAAACAUCACUGCAUUGACGACAGCCAAAGACCAAAGACCCACAAAAGGUGACUUCACCAAACCCUUCUCACGCUUCCAUUCUCGUAGCUUGUAGCCAUGGAUAGCCAAGAUGAUAUCAUAGCAGAGUCCCUGGCUCUCACGGGCGAGGAUGCUUCCUACUCUGCGCAGGAAGUGGCUCUGGCCCUGGCUCCCAAGUUCUUUGCCUUUCUAUCCAUCUGUGGAAGCAGCUAUAUCAUUACAGACGUCAUCCAAACACGACAAGCCUUUCAUUCUACCCAUCAUCGAUUGCUCCUAGGCAUGAGUGCGUGCAAUCUUGUCGUCAGUUCACUGGCCUUCUUUAUGAGUACCUGGCCAAUACCAAAGGAGGAAGAUGUCUACCUGGCGUCUGGCAAUCGAGGGACCUGCGACGUCCAAGGCUUCUUCUCGCAAUUCAGCUUGUCAGUAGUCAUGUACAACGCCUCCUUGAGUGCCUACUACUGUGCCAAGAUCAGGUUCCAAUGCAAGACCAAGUACAUCCACAACGUCCUUGAACCGUUCUUCCAUGUCAUUCCGCUGACGACUGGAUUUGGCACUGCAAUAGCGGGCUUGCUGUUGAAGCUGUACAACAACAAUGGAUGGGAGUGUUGGAUUGCCGCCUGGCCGCAGGACUGCGAAGAGAGCUGGACCGCUGAUGAUGAUGACGAGUUUGCCUGCAUACGAGGUGAUAAUGCAUCCAUCUAUCGAUGGGUAUUCUACUAUGGCCCCCUAUGGCUGGCCAUCCUCUUUGUCUUGGUCAAUAUGUUUUGGGUAUACCGGACUGUCUAUGAACAAGAAGUGAAAAUGAACAAAUACAACUUUGAAUACCAGCAUGCCUUGGAAGAGAUCAAACGGCAAAAGCUGGAGAAAAUGUUGGAAAAGUUGGAACACGAGCUGGACGACGGGAACGAGGGCACCGCCCUCAAACGAGGAGGCAGGAUGGGUUCCAACAAUAGUCUUGGCGCUGGUAGCAGCGACGAGGACGAUGGCGAUGAUCGUGACGACGUUUCUGUCGCCAGUUCCGGUUCCAGAAUGUCCAAAGCAUCCUCCUUGGCAUCCUCCGGCAUGAGAGGAGCACUGAGAGGUAUGAAGACGAUUUCUCGCCAGAGCUUUCGAAUCGUCCAAGAGGUACCCAAGAAGCUCAUGCGCAAAAAGGAUGAGCUACAACGCAAAACGGAUGCUUUGAAAGCACACUUUGUUCAGUCACGGAGAGUGGCACGGCAGGGAUACUGGUUCUGCGGCGCGUUCCUCGCUACUUGGAUGUUCCCGACAAUUCAUUCCAUUGUGCAAUUGACGUUACAAAAGGACGUGUACGGGCUGCAACUGCUGACAGCCAUAUUUGUACCCAUCCAGGGCCUCCUGAAUUGCGUUGUAUACAUUCAGCAUCGCAUUCGCAAGGAACACAUUCAGCGUGCUUUGUGCUGCGAGCUUGUAAAGGCAGGGAAGAAGGGAAUCAAGUCGGCAUCGCAGUCUUUCUUCCAAGCCAAUUCUUCACAUAUGCCAUCUUCGUUUGAACUAGGGUCAUCGGGACGUGACUCAAGAGCUCCAGAUGACGACGAAUACAACGACGAACAGAGUGACGAGGAAGAAGAAGAGCUGUCGCAGGAUGGAAGCGAGACCCUCCGCGCGCCCUCAUUUCACACGACUAGUUUUGCUGGCCUUAGUUCUGUGAGCGAUGACUCCAGCAGUAGCAGUGGGAGCUUUGCAUCAGAAGAGCAUGAUGACGAAUUGCCACAACUGAGUAGAAAGAAAUCCUCCCUGAUCAUCGUGGAUAUGUCUAAUGAUGACGAGGAUGAGUCUGAAGAUUUGGAUGCAACCAAGAAACACUGCAACAAUGAGCUCUCCGAAACGAAUCUAUCCCAGCAGUUAUUUCAAUCCAGAAGAGUGAGAUCAUCAGUGCAACAAAUCAGGUCUUCUCUGCAGAUCAAAUCGCGUUUGCGACCGUCACUGCAAGUGAGGGAAUCGCUACAGUCACAGAAUCGCUCUUCGAGGACGGGCAUAGUAUCAGAAUUAUCGGAGAGCUCGAGCUCCAAUCGCCACGAACCGAAAGUGCACCCUCUGGAUGUGUCGGUCGGGGGGAAGUUGUCGCACAAUCAGUCAUGCCGAACGGGCAUGUCCAUGGUAUCUGAAAUGACUGAUUGCUCCUCCUCGCGGCUUCCUGACGACAAACGCAAAGAAGUCCAUCCGUUCGAGAUGUCCGUCGGGCUAAUUGAAGAUUCUUCAAAUGACGGUGCUGAUCGUCUAGACAUUUCGGCGCUAGAUGAUUCGACAAUGUCCGCCGACAUCGAGGGAUCCACGGAAACACAACAAUUUCACUCAUCUGACAGACUCAACAAGCGCCGCUUAUUGGAAUAUGAAGCGGCAGCAAACCCGUUGCUCCCGGAAUCAGGGGACAACGCCAGCAAUGUGGACAAUCUUGAACCAUUGGGUACUUCAGUCAAAAGACACGAACGUGCUACUGGAGUCGAGGAGCAUCCAGAAGGAAGCCAGCACCAAGAGAUUGGUUGAUACAUCGGCGACUUGGACUGUUUUGCGCCCGACAACAGGGCGUUCAUGCAAAUCUUGAUCACCGAUCUGUGUCCUCCCACGGCACUUCUUGUGACACAAAAGCUCUGCUGCGAUAGCAACUGUCGCGAAGCUGUGGACAGCACAAGCUGUCUACCUCUGUGUCCAUAGACGUACAAGCAUAUUGCAGGGCUUGGGCUGAGACGAAGUAGACGACAUUGUUCCGGUAGCUAUGGCCCUCUAUAGUGAAGGUUUUUCGCCAUAUGUCCUAGUAGGCUUACUGAAGAGGCUGCAACAGUCCAUUCAAGAAGGGGUUUGAAGCUUACGGCGCCCUUCAACUAGCUAGCAGCAUCUAGCCAGAGCUGUGUCGACUCAGAGUUUAGAUUAGGUCAAAACCGCGCUUCUAGCUCUUGCUGGGUUCUUCGAACUAGAGGGUCAGUCGGAGCUCACUGCAUUUAUUUGACAGGCCCGGCCACGGGCAAGAGAGUCGGGAGGUAGGAUGUGGCCGAAAAUGGCACCUGUGUAAUGGUGGCUUGGCUUCUUGAUCGAAUCAUUCCCAUUGCUAUUCGUCCACCAAUAAUGAUGGAUGCUCUGAGGCAAGGUAGAAACUGCGGACGAGGCUGAUUGCUCGCCACCGUACUCGCCUUGUAUGCCAGCAGCAUGGAUUUGUUUGUCCACUAUGAUUACAAGUGAUGACGGUUGGUCGCUUGCUUGCGUUUCAUCUUGGCCAUGUCUUGCAGGAACAGGACGGGCUAUGUCUCAUAAGAUGCUGUUGGGCAAAGUCCUCGGUGUAUAUUUUUUGGACCCAGUUGUGCAAUUUCUUUGUCUUCCUCGAGUUCGCCAUCGACAGUGAAAUGUGGAGCCUCAUCAUCGUUGGAGCUAGCUUCUUCUUCUUCCGCAACGGGUAGCUCAAGAAGUAUCUCAUCUCGCCCACCGCUCAGGUCCGAAAUAUCGUCCGUCCACGAAGGUGCUUGCAUGCCUCUCUUGGGCUCUUCCUGGAUGGGCUUUUUUGGUUGCUCAGCGUCCAACCGGCGAUUGGAGCUUUUCCCUGGCAAGUUGCUGCCAGAGAGAAUUUGUUUGUAGAUCCAAAAGAUUGACCUGUCUGGAUCAGUCUUCCUCCACUGUUUCAUUCGAGUGCGAGUGUAUAUGAAGCAGUUGAAGGCUCCCUACGAUACAAUGAAGGAGGAAAGGCCGUUUAUCGUGAGAUGACAGGGUGUACCAUUGGAGUCGAAUCGCAUAAAUCGUGGCCGAGCAAUGUCGGCUGAUGCAUACCUGCAUUGGGUACAACGACCAAUAAGUCAGCGGGAGCUGCGAUACCUCGGCAGAAAGAUAAAUUCAUAUGCCCUCUGGGUCGUCUCCGUUUCCAGUACUAGUUUAACUCGUUUACU